AUGUAUGAUUUAAGUAAUAUAUUCAUUUCAAAUGGAAAAUUUUCAUAUCAAUGGGUCCUUGAUACUUUGAAAUCUAAGGAUGCUAAUUUUAAAAAAUUUUUGCAACUUGAUGAUAAAUGUAAUCAAAAAGAGAAAAAAAUUGUGAAUGUAUAUUCUUUUGAUCUGAGUGAUGGAAAAGGAUGUUUUUCAGAAGUUUUUAAAAUUAUAUUUACAGCUGAAGAUGAAAGUACUUUUAGCACCAUUUUAAAAGUACCUGGUUCAUUACAUUUGGAAGAUGCUAUUAAUAAGUCCAUGUGUGUUGAUGAUAAUGGUAAAAAAUUUAAGACUUGUGAUGAUAUGUAUAAUUCAAUUGUGAGAAUGCAUAACAGAGAGUGUGAUUUUUAUAAUAAAGUUAAAUUUACUGAUUGUCCACUUCCUAAAGUUUUUGAAGCUAUAUAUUGGAUACCAAACAAAAAGAUUCAUGGAUGUAUAUUAAUGCAAGAUAUGGGAGAUAAAGGUAAAAUGCAAGAUGUAUCAGAAUCAUUAACUUUGGGGCAGAUAAAUAAUGUCAUCAAAAUUGUUGCAAAACUUCAUUCAUUUUCGAUAAAAAAUAUGGAAAGAAUUAAGCAUUACAAUAUGGAAUUUCCACUUAUUGGUGAUGAUUUAAAUAUAAUCACAAAAAGACAUAUUGAAAUUCUUACAAAAAAAUAUGGAAGUAUGUUAGAAAAUUUAUUUAAUCAAUUUCUUCCAUUUGUAACAAAUGAAAAAUUUUUUAAAUAUGUAAAUAUGAUAUCUCAUAUUGACUACAAACUUCCUUUAUUAUUAAGUCAUGGUGAUAUAUGGACAAAUAAUAUCUAUUUUAAAACUGAUGAAGACGGAUAUAUUACAAAUGAUGUUGAAGCAUUGUUUGAUUGGCAAUUUUUACAUUUGGGUAAUCCAACUUUAGAUAUUGCUAGAUUUUUAAUGAUAUCAGUAAAUGGUGAUAUUAGAAAUAAAUAUCAUGAUACUAUUUUUGAUUAUUAUUAUAAUGUUUUAAAAAAAGAAUUAGGAGAUAUUCCAAUACCAUUUUCAUUAGAAAAUUUUAAAGAAUGUUAUAAAUUUAGUCAACUUUUUCAAACAUAUCAAUUGAUUUUAAUGAUAUCAAUUUUUACAAAUUAUACUUCUGAUAAGAGUGACAAAAAUAUAAAAAGUCGAAGAUAUAAAGAAGAUAUUUUAAUCAUGAGACUUAAACAUGCUUUAGAAGAUGGUAUUAAUAUUAUUAAAAAUGACUUAAAAGAUUUUAAAUAUAAUUUUUAA
This is a messenger RNA of Strongyloides ratti, 1275 nucleotides long. RefSeq lists its product as uncharacterized. The coding region runs from base 1 to 1275 and encodes 424 amino acids. The record is from RefSeq and is a predicted model, not a curated record. The transcript has 2 exons. Lineage: Eukaryota; Metazoa; Nematoda; Chromadorea; Rhabditida; Strongyloididae.